Messenger RNA from Chaetomium fimeti, 1038 nucleotides. Its product is annotated as chaperonin 10-like protein. Gene Ontology annotation, molecular function: oxidoreductase activity, acting on NAD(P)H. The transcript is spliced from 3 exons. The coding region runs from base 1 to 1038 and encodes 345 amino acids. Lineage: Eukaryota; Fungi; Ascomycota; Sordariomycetes; Sordariales; Chaetomiaceae. The record is from RefSeq and is a predicted model, not a curated record.
AUGGCGCCCCCUUCGGAGAUCAAAGCUGUGGUCGUCACCAAGCCCGAAACGGCCGAAGUCAAGACGGUGCCCCUCCCAACGCUUCCGGAUGACUACAUUCUCGUCCGCACCACGGCUGUGGCACUCAACCCAACGGACUGGAAGCACGUUUACGUGGGUUUUAACGUCGUAGGGGCCGUCGUAGGCUGCGACUAUGCCGGCGUCGUCGAGCAAGUCGGGCCCAAGGUGACCAAGCCGUUCGUCAAGGGUGAUCGUGUCUGCGGUAUGGUCCACGGGUCCAACACGUUGCGGCCCGAGGGGGGUGGUUUUGCGGAGUACGUCACCGCCAAAGGCGAUUUGCAGAUCAAGAUCCCCGACCACCUGAGCGACGAGGACGCCGCCACGCUAGGUGUGGGCAUUAGCACCGUGGGCCAAGGUCUCUACCAGGCCCUCCAGCUGCCCCUCCCCGGCAUCGCCGAGGCCGCCUCCGCUAGCAACCCGCCCCCCGAGAUCCUGAUCUACGGCGGCAGCACGGCCACGGGGCUUCUCGGGAUCCAGUUCGCCAAACUGUCGGGGUCGCUGGGCGCCGACGCGGCGUUCGACUACCGCUCGCCCGCCGUGGUCGACGAGAUCAAGGCGUGGAGCGCCGACGCCGACGCGCUGACGCUGGCGUGGGACUGCAUCGCCGAGGGCGACGCCCCGCGCAUCUGCGCGGCGGCGCUGAGCCGGACGCGCCCGGGCCACUACCGCGCCCUGCGGAAGGUCGAGGAUGAGACGCUGGCGGCGGUGAACGACAAGGUGGAUAAUGGGACGACGCUCGGGUACACUAUUUUAGGGGAGCCGAUUAAUAAGGGGAAGCUGCAGCCUGGUAUUCCGGAGGAUUAUGAGCAUGGCAAGAUGUUCUGGGAAUUAGCGAGGGGGUUGUUGGAGCAGAAGAAGAUCAAGCCUGCUAAGGCUGAUGUUAAUCGCGGCGGGAAGGGCCUGGAGGGUGUGCUGGUUGGGCUGGAGGAGCUGAGAGCAGGGAAGGUUAGUGGCGUCAAGUUGGUGUACACUCUGUGA